Dictyostelium discoideum AX4 is the source of this 342-nucleotide messenger RNA. RefSeq lists its product as hypothetical. The record is from RefSeq and is a predicted model, not a curated record. The transcript has a single exon. The coding region runs from base 1 to 342 and encodes 113 amino acids. NCBI's taxonomy places the organism in Eukaryota, Evosea, Eumycetozoa, Dictyosteliales, Dictyosteliaceae.
AUGAACUUGGAUACAUUCUAUGCAUCUAAUUAUGAACAUUUUUCAUGUUAUAAUAAUUUUAAAUAUUUAGAUUCAAUGUUAAAAAAUGUUAAAGAUAAUGAAAUCUUUUUUAGGGCUAUUGUAAUUGCUGUUGCUAAUUCAAGAUUACAUAUUUUAGAAUUUUUAAAUGAAAAAUGUGGUGAUCUUGUAAAAGAAAUAAAGAAUUAUAAAGGAUUUAAUUUUUUUCUAAAUCAAGAAUUUCCAAGAGAUAAUGUAAGGGUAUCAGAAUUUCUACUUCAAUUAAUUAACCAAGCAGAUUCAGAAAAAUUAUUUGGUCAAAAAUCAUUAUUAUAUUUCAAAUAA